AUGGCUGUGAAAGGCGUUGAUCGUGUCGACAUAAUGAAGAAAGACAUUGAAAAAUGUUUAAGUUCGCUAGAAGUGACAGAGCUGCAAAUAGAAGACCAAGCGACGGCUCUUGUCCCGGCCCUAAUACAGCACUUGACGAAGACUCCCAGGAACACAGGAGGCUCUCGCAGCCUGCAGAGUAACAGGGUGAUGCCGCAGAUCACCUUUGCCACGAGACCUCAGCACCCUGCUUUCGUCAGGGAAAGAGGCCGCGCAACAAGUGGGCGCGGGGCUCGUGGUGGGGCUGUUGGAGGCCGAGGUGGGGGUGCUGGAGGCCGAGGUGGGGGUGUUGGAGGUCGAGGUGGCGGUGCUGGAGGAAGAGGUGGAGGUACGAGUGGGAGUCGCAUGGGGCAAGAGGCAAUCCAGAACUACCAGAGGAACAGAUUUAGUUUUGUUUAG
This is a messenger RNA of Penaeus monodon (black tiger shrimp), 438 nucleotides long. RefSeq names its product glycine-rich RNA-binding protein 2-like. Bases 1 to 438 code for a protein of 145 amino acids. The transcript is spliced from 3 exons. The record is from RefSeq and is a predicted model, not a curated record. NCBI's taxonomy places the organism in Eukaryota, Metazoa, Arthropoda, Malacostraca, Decapoda, Penaeidae.